AUGGUGUUUGAAGACUGUGAUCUCACACUGGAUCCAAACACAGCACACCCUCGACUCAUUCUGUAUGAGGACAACAGGAAAAUUAAACAUGUGAACAUCCCUCAGUCAUAUCCUGAUCAUCCAGAGAGAUUUGAGCACCAUGAGCAGGUUAUGUGUAUUGAGAGUCUGACUGGACGCUGUUACUGGGAGGCUGAAUGGAGCGGCUGGGUUGACAUAGCAGUGACGUAUAAAGGAAUGGACAAGAAAAGAGGGACUGAAAAUUCGUUUGGAUCUAAUAACAAAUCCUGGAGUCUGGACUGCCGUGAAAAACAAUUUACCACAAGGCACAAUAAUAGCAGCACGUAUUUACCAGCUCCUUCACCCCCCUCUAAUACAAUAGGAGUGUAUGUGGAUGUGUCAGUCGGUUCGCUGUCCUUCUACAGCGUCUCUGACACACACACACUCACACACUUACACACAUUCAACACCACAUUCACUGAACCCCUCUAUGCUGGAUUCAGAGUCUAUUAUGCUUCUUCAGUGUCUCUGUGUCAGAUUCAAAUAGAGACGUGUAAUUAA
Carassius gibelio (silver crucian carp) is the source of this 558-nucleotide messenger RNA. Its product is annotated as stonustoxin subunit beta-like. NCBI's taxonomy places the organism in Eukaryota, Metazoa, Chordata, Actinopteri, Cypriniformes, Cyprinidae. Gene Ontology annotation, molecular function: protein binding. Bases 1 to 558 code for a protein of 185 amino acids. The transcript has 2 exons. The record is from RefSeq and is a predicted model, not a curated record.